AUGUCUGGACAGACGCUUCGGACUGGGGGAUCAGCCUCCUCGUGGGACCUCGUUGGGCAGCGUGGCGUCUUCGCGAAAGAUGGCGAGGCGCCCCGCAUCAAUGCUCUGAACGUCCUGCCCGCUGAACCUCCCCCUUCCCCUGCUCGGCCGCAACGUCAUCGUCAUUCCGCGACGCGACCUUCACCCCUUCGCCCGCAUGUCCUUGCUCGAGAUCGUUUGGCGGGUUGGUCAACACCGCACGCUCAGCAGACUUGGACUUCACUGCGGGCGUAUUUUCCGGAAGCCACCAUCCUCCGAUGGCGUACUGUUGCGCUCGCCUCCGUAUCAGAGGACACGAGACAGAACUACGGGGCGGGCCUGCUCCGAUUCACCCAAUUCUGCGAUCAUUACCGAGCGCCCGAACACCUGCGCAUGCCUGCCAGUGAGUCCCUCCUGGCGGUUUUCGUGGCAGAGAUGGGUGCGGGAAAGGUGCAGGUCGGCACCAUCGAGUCAUGGCUAUCAGCUUUGGCCCUUUGUCACCAGAUCAACGGGGCACCUUGGAAGGGCGGGGACGUAUUAUCACGCACACGCAAGGGCGCCGCUGCAGUCUCUGCUCUCACGCUUCCGCGGCGCCGCCCACGCAACCCGGUCUCCCUUGAGCACAUGCUCGCCCUCCGGCGGCAUCUCGACCUCACGAACACAUUCGACUCUGCGGUUUGGGCGGAGGCUUGCGCAGCCAGGUGCGGAUGCUGCCGUUUGGGAGAACCACUACCGAGAAUGGGGAAACCCUUCGAUGCGAGAUAUAACAUGACCCGGGGUACAGGGAAGAAGAAUGGUGUCGCGUCGAACGGCCACGACUGGAUCUCGCUUUUCGUGCCCUACACGAAAACGAAAAAGUUCGAAGGCGAAUGGGUGCCCAACGACGCGCCGAUGUUUGCGUACGAGACGUCCUCCGGCUGGUCAACCUUGACCAAGGAAUCUUGGAUGGCACGUUGCGUAGAGAUAUGGGAUGUUUGCGGGCUCGGCUCCCUGCUUGGCCAUGGCUUCCGCAUCGGCGGCACGACUUUCCUGCUACUCCACGGCACGGAACUGUGGAUCGUCAUGCGCCAGGGACGGUGGUCCUCCAAGGCUUUUCUACGCUACUGGCGCCAGGUGGAGGAGAUUCUGCCUCAAUUCAUCGGAAAUUCUUUGGACAAUUCGAAGAGCUUAGGCAGCAUUGCACGCAACCCGAGACUCCGUGACCGUGACGGUUGCUUCCAUACACUUAGCCACAGUAGUGGCCCGGUGUAG
This is a messenger RNA of Schizophyllum commune H4-8, 1269 nucleotides long. RefSeq lists its product as uncharacterized. Gene Ontology annotation, molecular function: DNA binding. NCBI's taxonomy places the organism in Eukaryota, Fungi, Basidiomycota, Agaricomycetes, Agaricales, Schizophyllaceae. Gene Ontology annotation, biological process: DNA integration; DNA recombination. The transcript is spliced from 4 exons. The coding region runs from base 1 to 1269 and encodes 422 amino acids. The record is from RefSeq and is a predicted model, not a curated record.